This is a messenger RNA of Rubroshorea leprosula, 3769 nucleotides long. Lineage: Eukaryota; Viridiplantae; Streptophyta; Magnoliopsida; Malvales; Dipterocarpaceae. The record is from the annotation of a GenBank genome assembly.
ACGCCGCCGCCGUCGAUAAGCAAACCCGAACGCGAGAACCAUAACCUGAAACCCGUAAAACAGAAAACGACUUCCUUUUCUUUUUCAAAUUUCGCGGCAGAUAAUUCAGUUUCCGGCGAUUUAAGAGGUUAUCAAGGAAGAUUUGGAAGGCUUCUUGACAUUCACUGCUGUGUCUCUUUACAAUCUUGGAGGAGGGAAGAAAUUUUUUUCAGGAUUUCUAUGUAAGAGAAUGGCCUUCUUUAGGAAUUAUUCCAAUGAAGUAGUCUCACAUAGUGUCUUGGAAGAGAAAGUCCAGGGGGAUGAUGUCCAUAAUAUUCAUAGUUCUGUUGGAAAUGAGGAUGUAGAUGGCACAUGUAGUGAAAGAGAAUUUGAUAUGAACAUGGAUCUGCUGUAUCAGAGUGAUGGUGAGCCAGAUGAUAUUGUUAGGAUUAAUGAUGAGUCAGGUGCUGACCCUGGUGCUGGUAGGGAAAAUUCACAUUUUCAGCUUCCAGGAAGAAGAGCGGCUCCUGGAAGAUGGGGUUCAACAUUUUGGAAGGAUUGCCAGCCCAUGAACCACUUGGCUGAAUCAAAAUCUGAGCAUAAAAAGGUUGAAGGUUUGGAAGAUAAUUCAUCUGUCGACCGGAAUGACAGGUCAGAGUCUGAGGAUAACGAGGGUCAGAAGCCCAAGGCUCAUGGGGGCUAUUCUGAUGUCCCUGCAGAAGAAAUGUUAUCUGAUGAAUACUAUGAGCAGGAUGGGGAAGAUCAGAGCGAUACAAUGCACUAUAGAGGGUUUAGCCUUUCUUCUGGGUUGAACUCUAGGCCUCAGUCAAAGCCUACAUCUGCUAAUACAAAUAUGUCAAGGAGUACAAGAGUGAAUAAUCGUAAAUAUGAUUAUGGGGAUAAUGACAACAAUGAUGAUGCUGAUGCGGAUUAUGAAGAAGAGGAUGAGGAAGAUGCAGAUGAUCCUGAUGAUGCAGAUUUUGAACCUGAGUUUGGUGACACAAGUGGUCACACGGGGAAUAAGGAUAAAGACUGGGAUGAUGAAGAUACUGAUGAAGAGGAUAAUAGUGGUGAUGAUGUAGAUGUCUCAGAGGAAGAUGAUUCUUAUGAUGCAAAAAGACCUAAGGGUAACCUGCAGAGAAAAGGUAUACAUAGUCAAAAACCUGCUAGAGAACGCAAAGCUUCUAGCAGACCUACAAGAGGCAAAGCAUCUUUGGAAGAGGAUGAGUACUUGGAUGAGGAUUGUGACAGCCAAGACAAUGAGGACUUCAAGAGCAUGACAAGAAGAGGUACACAUCUUUGCAAAAGUAAUGCUCGUUCUACUAUGUCAACAGAUAUUGGACGAAACAGUGAGGUUCGAACAUCUAGUAGGUCUGUUCGGAAGGUGUCAUAUGUAGAGAGUGAAGAAAGUGAAGAUGUUGAUGAAUGCAAGAAGAAAAAGUUACAAAAGGAUGAAGCUGAAGAGGAAGAUGGUGACUCAAUUGAAAAGGUGCUAUGGCAUCAGCCAAGGGGCAUGGCUGAAGAAGCUAUGAGAAACAAUAGAUCAACUGAGCCUGUUCUGUUAUGCCACUUGUUUGAUGCAGAACCAGAUUGGAAUGAGAUGGAAUUCUUGAUAAAAUGGAAAGGCCUAUCACAUCUGCACUGUCAAUGGAAAUCGUUUUCUGAGCUACAAAAUCUUAGCGGUUUUAAGAAGGUCCUAAAUUACACCAAAAAGGUGAUGGAGGAAGUGAGGUAUAGGAAGUCACUCUCACGUGAAGAGAUAGAGGUCAACGAUGUGAGUAAGGAAAUGGAUUUGGAUCUCAUCAAGCAAAAUAGUCAGGUAGAGAGAAUAAUUUCUGAUCGGAUUAAUAAAGAUGGGUCAGGAAAUGUGAUGUCAGAGUAUCUAGUCAAGUGGCAGGGAUUGUCUUAUGCUGAAGCAACUUGGGAAAAGGAUGUAGAUAUUGCAUUUGCUCAGGAUGCCAUUGACGAGUAUAAGGCUCGUGAUGCUGCAAUGGCUGAACAAGGGAAGAUGGUGGAUAACCAGCGCAAGAAGAGCAAAGCAAGUUUAAGGAAGCUUGAUGAACAGCCUGAGUGGUUAAGGGGAGGACAACUUCGUGAUUAUCAGCUUGAGGGUUUGAAUUUUCUUGUUAAUAGUUGGAGAAAUGAUACAAACGUGAUUUUAGCCGAUGAAAUGGGUCUUGGUAAAACUGUUCAGUCAGUUUCUAUGCUUGGUUUCUUACAGAGUGCUCAACAAAUUCCUGGGCCAUUUCUUGUUGUCGUGCCAUUAUCCACAUUAUCAAACUGGGCUAAAGAAUUUAGAAAAUGGCUUCCUGAUAUGAAUGUUAUUGUAUAUGUUGGUACCCGUGCAAGCAGAGAGGUUUGUCAGCAAUAUGAGUUUUAUAAUGAUAAGAAAGUUGGCAGGCCUAUUAAGUUUAAUGCCCUACUUACUACAUAUGAAGUAGUUCUGAAGGAUAAAGCUGUUCUAUCCAAGAUAAAGUGGAAUUAUUUGAUGGUUGAUGAAGCACACAGGUUAAAGAAUAGUGAGGCUCAGUUGUAUACAACUCUUUCGGAAUUUAGCACUAAGAACAAGUUGCUGGUAACUGGCACUCCAUUACAGAACAGUGUUGAGGAGUUAUGGGCACUUCUCCACUUCCUUGAUCCUGAUAAAUUUAGGAGUAAGGAUGAUUUUGUUCAAAAUUACAAGAAUCUUAGCUCAUUCAAUGAAAGUGAGCUUGCUAAUCUUCAUAUGGAAUUGCGGCCACACAUUCUCCGAAGGGUUAUUAAGGAUGUGGAGAAGUCUUUGCCCCCCAAAAUAGAGCGUAUCCUUCGGGUUGAAAUGUCUCCUCUGCAAAAACAGUACUAUAAGUGGAUUUUGGAACGCAACUUUCAUGACUUGAACAAAGGAGUUCGUGGUAAUCAGGUUUCACUUUUGAAUAUAGUAGUAGAGUUGAAGAAAUGCUGCAACCAUCCAUUUCUCUUUGAAAGUGCUGAUCAUGGUUAUGGUGGUGACACUAGAUUGAAUGAUAGCAGUAAACUGGAGAGAAUCAUUCUAAGCAGUGGGAAGCUAGUUAUACUAGAGAAGCUGCUUAUUAGAUUGCAUGAGACUAAGCAUCGUGUUUUGAUCUUUUCUCAGGUUAGUUUUAAAACUUUUCAGUCCUCUUCAGCAACUUCCUCAGUGGAAGCUUGCAGGGUUGAUAACAGUAUAUUUCUAACCAUCAAUGAUGAUGCUGAUAAAGAAAAGCCAGAAAUGAUACCUUUGUUUAUUGUUAAAUUGCCUUUUUUCAUCUAGCAGGCUAGCUGGUUAACUUGCAUGAAUAAUGGCUGCCAAAAUGUGCUAUUUUCUACCAUAGAGACUGACUAAUGCUAUGGCUGAGUGACUUGUCCUAAGGCUUAGAGACAUUCAUAAGGAUUAAUUAAACUAUUUUGGUUGUUGUUCUGCUAUUUCUGUGUUCAUUAGGUACUGAAAUGAUAAACUUUUUGGAUUUAGAUUCCUAUAUUACUGCUCAACCCACUUCAAUUCAUGGCAUGUCAACUUACAAUAUAGGUGUAAAUUGGUGUUAGUGUUGAGGGUUCUCCAGAAACACUGAUUUUGGGAACGGCUGUUCCUGUUGCAUAUUCUGUAAAAAAUUUGGUUGAUAUUGUUGAUAGAUAUAGUGGUAGCUAUGUAGGUUGUGUGAACAGUACGAUGCUGUAAACUUAGUGAUGAAACAUGUAUAAUCGAGUCAUCAAAGGGGUGUGUUGGGCUGAUUCCCUAGGGAUGUUUGUGCUUGCCUGCAUCUGCAUGUACAUUUACUAAAGUGUUAAAGGAUUU